GAGGAGAACCUUUCUUCUAAGAUAGUCACAGGAUUGAAUGGCUGAUGCAAAACUAUUAUAAAUUCUCAACAUUUACAAAUAUAAAUGUCGCCUAGAAUAAAGGGUAAAAGAGAAAAAAAGAUUUUGGAAUUGACAAUAAAAGAUGAGCCAAGAACAACUAGAGAAACAUAUUCCGGCAAGUAUUGAUUGCGCUGAUGGAAAACUAGAGGCUGAAAAGGUUCCAGCAAGUAUUGAUGCAGCGGAGGAGAAAAAGAAAUGUGUAGUCGCCGAAGCCUCCGGCGAAAAGGUGGAGGGAGAAGUAAGCCGGAAAAAGUUAGGAGCUAAUUCUCCAUCAUCGGAAGGAACCAUAACGAUUGGAGAGGCUUUAGAGGCAGCGGUUCUCACAGCAGGGAAUAAGCCUGUGGAAUGGAGUGACGCAGCUGCCAUACAAGCGGCCGAGGUAAGAGCAACAGGGCGGACCAACAUCAUGCCUGGCGGUGUUGCAGCUUCGGCUCAAUCAGCUGCUACUCUCAACGCUCGGGUCACCUCCGAAGAUGAUAAGACAACGCUCGCUGAUGUUCUCACUGUGAGUAAUAAGAUAACACAAAUGUGUAAAACUAUGAUACAAUGUACAUAUUAUUACUUACAUUUACGGAUUAGAAUGACUUUUUUCUUCAUCUUUUGGGUACAAUGGUUUUGAAAGGGAGCGAGUAGCAAACUACCGUCCGACAAAGCAGCAACGAGAAAAGACGCAGAGGGAGUGACAGGCGCAGAGAUGAGAAAUGAUCCUCAUCUUACUACUUAUCCCACUGGCGUGGCCGCCUCUGUCGCUGCUGCCGCUCGAAUUAAUCAGGCCAAGUGAUACCAUUCUUCUUUCUUGGUAUUGAGAAGCCAAGUUUAUAGUAACUAACUUUAUGUGUAUAUAUAUGUUGAUGUAUAUAAGAUUUUGAGUCUUUUUAUUAUACCUAUU
This is a messenger RNA of Capsella rubella, 949 nucleotides long. Its product is annotated as late embryogenesis abundant protein 47. The coding region runs from base 143 to 679 and encodes 178 amino acids. The record is from RefSeq and is a predicted model, not a curated record. Lineage: Eukaryota; Viridiplantae; Streptophyta; Magnoliopsida; Brassicales; Brassicaceae. The transcript is spliced from 2 exons.